UUGGUCAAUCGCAUAGGCGAAACGAAUAUUACCGAACGAUUCAUUAUUCGUUACGUACUGUCAUUUUUCGUUUAAUACCGUUCGUUCUCUCUCGCUCUUUCUGCUGCGUGCGUGUUUGAAUUCGAAGCGAAUCCAUCUUCGUAUUAUAGUUGUGUGUGCGCGCAUUCGCGCUGUCGCUCAGCAGCAGUUUCAGUUCGUGUUUGCAUUGUAUAAAGACGAGGUUGGUUCUUUUCUCGUCUUCUGUCGUUGUCUGGUAACAUAUUGGAGAUUGUGGACUCCGCCUGCGGUUGUGGUUUGCUUGCGAUUUUUGCUCCGGCUCGGUCUGUAAUCUACUAUAGUGACCCGUUCGAUACGUGCUUGUACAUUAUCUUCCCAGUGAGCUCGGCGUUUGAGACUGUCGUAAGAAGAGUGUUUAACAAUCGUUUUGUGUAUCAAUUUCGGUGUGAACACUGUGAAGAUUGCCGAAAUGUAACCCACACCCUACCUGGUGCGAUUGGUUUCGGGUUCGUGGAAAACGGAUUUCAUCAGUGCCAUUGACGGGAAUCGGGAAGUGCAGAUUGUAAGUGUUCUCGCCUCAGUGUGAUUUGAUAUGAAAAAUUAACUGCGGAAAAGGCCACGUAUAGGGUAAGGGUGUUUGUAGGGUGGUGCAGCAGUGAGCCGUACGUCAGAUUGUUUUAUUUCCCAGUGGUUACUGAGAUCGCUAAUUUUUCGUUAACGGCGUGUAGUUUUGUGUGAGAAUUAAUGUGAAAAAAAGCGACUUCUGGACUGCUGCUCAGCUGUCGAAGUUGCGAAGGUGGUGAGGCUGCGGCUGCCACUGGCUGAAGGUGAUUGGCGUUGGGUGGAGCUUUUAUGGCCUUUUGAACUGGGCCCUCAUUUGGGCGACGAAGCAUGCCAGGGAUAAAAAAGCAAUACGGCAUAUAAAUAGGCACAAGCGAGCGCAGACAGGCAGGCAGGCAGCCAGCGAACGGACGCGAACCGGACGGAGAGAAGAGCAUCUUGUUCUUUUGUGGAGGCCAUUUGGGGAGCAGUUUGAAAACGGCAUCAUCGGCUAGAAGAUAGAGGAACAAAAAAUUCAGUUCAUAUUUUAACGUUCGUUCGGAGUUCCAGUGGAUUUCAGUUCCAGUUAUAUCAACAAGCGCGCGAUUCGUCAGGGGCGCGUGUCGGUGAGCUGAACUGAACCGAGCAGAGAAGAUAGAUCGGCAUCUAUUGCGCUAAUUAGUUUGCCACGAGCUGCGGUUCUGCCAUUCUGAUUUGGGCCAUCCGUUGAACGCAUUUACGUCCGCUGACCGGCUGAGGCGCAGUUGGGCUGGAAGUGCCAUCGUGGUUGCAUCGGGGCGGAAUUUGUACAUACUGGCUGGCUGAAACGACCAAAUGGAGCGCUCUUCGAUGAAGCGACAGACCGACUAUUCAACGACUAGCUUCUAUCCAAAUACCAACACCAUUAUUAGUACAAAUAUUAGCGGUCAUUAAUAGUCAUUAAUAAAUCACAUAAACUAAGCGAAUUUAUUGACCGGCUCAGAUACGAACUUGCAGCAAAGUUCCCAUACAAAGUAAGAAACCGCUUGGUUAAAGCGGAACAAGAGGAGGAGGAGGAGGAGGUGUACGAAACGUGCCGCGGGAGUGCCGCGCGCUCGUGUGCGUGUGUGCCGGGAGACUGGAGAUGCGCCUACUGAUGCGACAGCGGAAGUUUCUGCUCGGGUUGCUUCUGGCCGGCAUUGUUCUGCUGGUGCUGUUCCUCAAGGGUACCGACCUGGGCGGGCGAUGCCUGCACGGUGCCUACUACGGUGGUCAGUCGGCUGCGGGCGGCCGCGGCGGCGGCAGCAGCGGCGAGAUGGUGCGUGCCGACGAGGAAGGACACGGCGGCGGCGGCGGCAAAAGUUACCACUAUCAUCGCAACAUGCCGCUGAUAUUCAUCGGCGGUGUGCCACGUUCCGGAACGACCCUCAUGCGGGCCAUGCUGGACGCCCAUCCAGAAGUGAGAUGUGGCCAGGAGACACGCGUCAUUCCCCGCAUCCUGCAGCUUCGAUCGCACUGGAUGAAGUCGGAGAAGGAAUCGGUCCGACUGAUGGAGGCCGGAAUUACCAAGGAAGUGCUCAACGGUGCCAUCGCCCAGUUCUGUCUGGAGAUCAUUGCCAAACAUGGCGAUCCCGCUCCGCGGUUGUGCAACAAAGACCCGCUUACGCUCAAGAUGGGCACCUACGUCAUUGAGCUGUUUCCGCAGGCAAAGUUCCUAUUCAUGGUCCGGGACGGACGAGCAACGGUGCAUUCCAUUAUCUCGCGGAAAGUUACCAUCACAGGGUUCGAUCUGAGCAACUACCGACAGUGCAUGACCAAGUGGAACCAAGCCAUUCAAACGAUGCACGAACAGUGCAAGGAAAUCGGUAAAGAUCGUUGCAUGAUCGUGUACUACGAGCAGCUUGUGCUGCAUCCGGAAGAGUGGAUGCGAAAAAUUCUCCACUACCUGGACAUUCCCUGGAACAGUUCCGUGCUACACCACGAGGAGUACAUCAACAAGGAGAAUGGCGUCGCACUGUCCAAGGUGGAACGAUCGUCCGAUCAGGUGAUCAAACCGGUUAAUUUGGAAGCACUGUCGAAGUGGGUCGGCCACAUACCGGACGAUGUGGUGCGGGAUAUGGCCGACAUUGCGCCGAUGCUGUCGGUGCUGGGGUACGAUCCGUACGCGAACCCACCGGACUACGGCAAACCGGACUCGUAUGUGCAGGAGAAUACUUACAAGGUCCGCGCGAACCCGCAGAUGUGGGAGCACAAAGUGAAGGAGCUACUUAAUCGCGACGAUAAUUCCCCACCGAAGGUGAACCAAAACAAUAACAACGAGGACGAGGAUGACUACAAUGGCAAUAAUCGGGAACGUAAAACGUGAUAUUAGAGAAUUUAGUAGACGGAUGGAUGGAUGAUGGGCGAACGCGGGGAAAAAGGAAGAUCCUUAUUUUUGUUUCUGUUUUGGUUUUAUAAAAAACAAAGAGAUGUUCAACGCGGAUUCCUUCCUGCAAGGAAGGAACGGCGGCGGCGGCUGCAAAGCAAGAAGAGUAGUAAAAUACGUCCUCCACAGCACGGGGGCGUUUGUUUUUAGUGAAUUCGACCGAGUCGCGUCAUUUUAACCCGGCACAACUAUUACGUAUCGUAUUAGUUAUACAUAUAAUAGAUAUCUCGACCGCACGAUGCCAGUUAAUGAGCUAAUACAGUAUGAUAGUGCAGCGGUGGAAGAAGCUAAUCGAAAGCGAAGGCAUCAGACUUAAAUCAUCGCAGCAGCGAAAACGGAGCCAGUGUGCAAUUUCUGCGAUCAACACUUAUCAGAGAAUAAGAGAGCUUUGAAUCACUUUUUUUUACUGUGUCACAUAUGUGUGUGUAUCUCGCUAUAGGAAAUAGUUGAUAGCAAAAAAACAAUGAAUUCGCGUGAUAAGCGCCACCGUCAGCAGCGUGGGUGGCAUAAGCUUAAGUGUAGGGUCUGUUGUUGCAUUAAACAUUAACUUAUAGGAUAGGAUACCAAUCGAUCGGGCUUUUCUAGGCACAGGAUGCGCAGAAGUCCGCCACCACCACCGUUGCCACACAAUCGCAGGGAGCAGCAGAAAAUCAAUAUCACCUGCUUGCACUUUCGAACUGAACGAGGUAAAAAAAAACUUGACCUAAGAAAAAAGGUCAUUAUUUUAAACUUUUACACAGCCACACCCAUCACACACGUACACAACAAACACGCGCACACAAAA
This is a messenger RNA of Sabethes cyaneus, 3725 nucleotides long. RefSeq names its product protein-tyrosine sulfotransferase (gene Tpst). Gene Ontology annotation, molecular function: protein-tyrosine sulfotransferase activity. The record is from RefSeq and is a predicted model, not a curated record. The transcript is spliced from 6 exons. Bases 1661 to 2881 code for a protein of 406 amino acids. Gene Ontology annotation, biological process: peptidyl-tyrosine sulfation. NCBI's taxonomy places the organism in Eukaryota, Metazoa, Arthropoda, Insecta, Diptera, Culicidae. Gene Ontology annotation, cellular component: Golgi apparatus.